AUGUUGCAACAUGUACCGCCUGCUGAGCGAAGAAAAGGCAAACAGUGGUCCUUGGCGACACUAUAUCCAUCGAUGAACAAUGGUUCCGGUGGAUUGCUGCAACCAACACCUCUCCUAGCGGCCAAUGCAAGCAACAACAACAACAAUCAUUCCCUGCUUUCGGGCCAGGGCAAGCAGCAGCAACCUGCCACAGCAGCAAACGUCGGCACCACGUGGAAGAACGCCGGCAACAUAAACAUCGAUCUGGACAAUCUGCUCGGCAAUGGAGCGAAGGGUAGCAGGGGUGGAUCAGGCGGUGGGGCCGGCGGUUCGAAUGCACCCUCGAUGAACCAGCUGAAAAGCAUUCACUCUAGCCCGGUACACCAACCGAUGGCGACAGCGUUGAGCCCGCAGCCUCCCUAUGGUGCCGGAGGAAUGGCCCCGACGCCGAUUAAUUUGAUGAUGACUCCCAUACAGCAGCAGCAGCAGCAGCAACCGCCCCCGGUGGGCAUGAUGAUGGGCGGUAUUGGAGGUGGUGCCUUUCUGAACGGCAACAGCAAUAACGCCGCUUCCACGCCGACUGGCGGUGCAAGUUUCGGAUCGUUCAACGCGUUUCAAUGA
Messenger RNA from Anopheles arabiensis, 600 nucleotides. RefSeq lists its product as uncharacterized. The transcript is spliced from 2 exons. NCBI's taxonomy places the organism in Eukaryota, Metazoa, Arthropoda, Insecta, Diptera, Culicidae. The record is from RefSeq and is a predicted model, not a curated record. The coding region runs from base 1 to 600 and encodes 199 amino acids.